Messenger RNA from Chiloscyllium plagiosum (whitespotted bambooshark), 4608 nucleotides. NCBI's taxonomy places the organism in Eukaryota, Metazoa, Chordata, Chondrichthyes, Orectolobiformes, Hemiscylliidae. The record is from RefSeq and is a predicted model, not a curated record.
UGAUUGACAGGGCGUGUCCGGGAUUUGGAACACGAUGUAUCUGCUGGGGGCUGCAGCUGGGGGAGAUGCUGUGUAUCCGACAGAGGAGAAGUAGCGAGCUCAGCAGCAUCCAGGCCGAGAUAUUCCCUAUGGCACUCAGCAGUUAGAUGUAAUAUCUUCAAUUUAAAACCGAUUGCAGGCGAAUGUAUUUUUGGAAACACCGGCGCUGGCGGCAGCUUUCGGAGAAGGGGAUGUGGAGCUGAACUCUGCGCCUGGAAAGUGACAAGGUUUCAAUAAAUCGUCUAGAUCUUGCAACAGUCCCCAGUGUGACAAUGGCAACAGUGGUGAUGGAUCAGAUUGGCAGACUCUUCAUCAACAUCCAGCAGAUCCGUCAGAUCCCCAGCAUGGUGGAGCAGUCCAUCCCUAGUAUGCCGUGCCCCGUGAAGGAUUCUGAAGUGCCACAGAUAUUUCGGGAGCAGUAUAUCUACUCUGGCUACAGGCCUGUAAAACAGAGUUGGCGCUACUACUUCUUCACCUUGUUCCAGCGGCACAAUGAAUCUGUCAAUGUUUGGACCCACCUUAUUGCUGCGCUGGUCGUCCUCCUCAAAUUACAGAAGCUGUCCGAGACAGAGGAGUUUUUGUCUGAUCCCCAUGCGCUGCCACUAUUGAUCCUUCUCCUCUCUGCCUUCACAUACUUGACUUUCAGUUCCUUGGCCCAUCUCUUUCACUCAACCUCUGAAUUUGCCCACUAUUCCUUCUUCUUCUUGGACUAUGUUGGCGUGGCCAUCUAUCAAUAUGGUAGUGCAUUGGUCCAUUACUACUACUCUGUUGAAGAGGAGUGGUACCACAUUAUUAAGCCUUUCUACCUCCCAAUGGCUACCAUUUUGGCUUGGCUGUCCUGUGUGGGAUGCUGCUACUCAAAAUCCAAUGCUAAGGUGCUGUGCCCUUGGACACGCAAACUCUACCAAGUAGUGCCAGCAGGGCUGGCCUACAUAUUAGACAUUAGCCCUAUAGUGCACCGAAUAAAUAAUUGCUAUUCCUCUGGUUGCACCGAUGACACCAUUUGGUACCAUUCAGGCCAGAUCAUCUUCUUCCUCAUUAGUGCUCAUUUCUUCUCUUGCCCUCACCCAGAGAAGUGGUUCCCGGGGAAGUGUGACAUUUUCCUGCAGGGGCAUCAGAUUUUCCACGUGUUCAUUGUCCUGUGUACCCUGGCCCAACUGGAAGCUGUCCAUUUGGAUUAUAAAAACAGACAGCACUUCUAUCAGAUUUGGCACAGAGAUUCCACAUGGUCUGUGAUCACCAGUUUUGUACUCCUUAUCUCCUUCAGCAUUGCCACAAUGCUUUACAUGAGGCACCUCAUUAAAAUCAAACUGAGCCACAAGGAGAAAUGAAGAUUGUCACUUCCCGAUUUAUUAUCUUCAACAUUUAGGACAUUUUCAACUUUGUGUGUGGUUGAAGGGAGAAGAGGGAAGGGUGGCUCUAUCCGUUGGGUGGUGGAAUGGGGAUUUUUAUUCUUGGCUUGAACUUGACCUCAAUUUGUUUUGCAGUGAGACAAAAUAACAUGUUCCAAAGUUGCUAUUACAUAAACAAAAUUGUCAUGUUAGUGAAGCUCUGUUGCUGAACAUUCAGCUUCAGAUGUGAACUCAGUGCUGGUUCAAACCACAUGUUCUGUUAUAAUUGAUUUGUUCAACAAGUGUUGCUGUGUCAAGUUCAGACAACGAGUGACUUUUGGCCUUGUGUUAUUCAAUAUGGCGUGCCUAACUAUGCCUGAAUAUCAAAAGUGGGUCUGAAUUUAAUUAUUUAACCGAGCAACAAUUCCUUGGCCUGUUCACUUAACUUGUCCAACUUUACUCAACUCCGGAUGCUGGAAAUCUAAAAUAGUUCUGGAGAAACUCUGCAGGUCUGGCAGCAUCCAUAGGGAGAAAGCAGAGUCAACUUUUUGAAUCCUGUGAUCCAUCUUCAAAACUUGUUCUUCAGGAAGAAGGGUCAUUGAAAUCUGAAACAUUCAUUCUUGUUUUCUCUCUACCGACCCUGUGAGACCUGCUGUGUUUCUCCAGCAUUUUAUUAAUUUCCGUGCUUUCUUUAGGUCAUAUUCAAUAUUUCCAACUAUCCAGAGUUAUACUCAAACUGAAUAAUUUGGCUGAUUGACUGAUGAAAUGCUUUAAUGUGUACCAAAGCGAACAUUUCAGAUUGGUCAAGAAGUUUGCACAUUGUCGUGUCAUGCUGAUCCGUGAGUGAUAAUUAGUGGUCACCUCCCAAUGGUACCUUUUUAAUGGUAGAAAUGAAAUAACAUUGGCAAAGCAUCCCUGCCAGAAUCAGUGCAGCUCCUUUUCUGCUUCUCAACCAUUUGGAUGUUUCAAUUCCAUACCAGUGCGUCCCAUUCAACUCCUGAUUAGCUGACUUGGAGAUUUUUUCAGUGACAUUGUCCACUACAUUUGAUAUCAUUGCAAGCUCAGUUGGUGUAAUGUCAGUAGAGGUAGAAAGGAGAUUUCCUGAUAAACUCCAUUAGAUUUUCUACACGAUUAGAAAAUCUUUCAAAAGUCGGUGUACAGUUUGCUAAGUGCUGUUUUCUACCAUUUAAUGCCAGAUAUCUUCGACAAAUUGUGUUGUUUGUUUGCAAUGCUUUACUAUUUGAGGCACCUUAGGACAAAAGAUUAAAUAUACUUGCAUUUGUGUAGAGUCUGUCAUGAUCGCAUGAUGUCCCUCUGUAUCCAAUUUGAAAUUCUUUUAAUGAACUGUUGUUGCUCUGAUAAAUUAGCAAACGUGUAUCUAACUUGGAUAAAGCACAAACAAAUUAGAUGAUAACAAUUAGGGACGUUGGUUGAAACAUACAGUAUUGGCCAAGAUACUGGAGAAAACUCCCUUCUCUACUUUGAAAUAAUGAAAUGGAUUGAUUAUGCCCUCCUGAGACAGUAGGAAAGGUCUCAGUUUAACAAUGAAAUGAUCUCUUCAUUUCAACAUACCAUGAAUCCAGAAUUGAGAGUAUUAGCAUACAUUUGGAGUAGGAUUUGAUCCCAUGGUCUCUUGAUUUGAGGAAAAAGUAUUACUUACUAAGCCUUGGAUGAUCAGGGUGCAGGUUUAAGAUCUAACAGUAUUGCAGUAAGAAAUUGUCACACGUACCAAAUAAAUUAUGCUGCUUAUUGCACAAAUAGUGAAAGCUAGUUAAUUUGUGGUUCAGAAGUGUAGAUUUGAUUCCCAUUCCAGCUGAAGUAGAUAUAUGACCUUCCUGCUCAUCUCACCACUAAGGGUGGAAAGCAAUGCCAAGACAUUCUUGAGAAAAAAUGCCAAGGAAACAUCUCCAUGAUGAAGCAACAUCAGAUAAUGGGCUACAGACCUGCCUUUGGUCAGAGCACACAUGAAUGAACAUAGGAGACCUCCAGUUGGUGAAUGAAGUCUAUUGCAAAUGGACCCGUUCUUAAUUGGAUAUGAACGGUGUUGAGUAUCUGUGAAUGUUCCAAGAGAAAUUAAUCCAUUUGGUGCUGUCUUCCGUGAGCUAAGUGCUGACUUAAGUAGAGAUGCUGCCUCUUGUUCCUCAUUCCUUAAUGCAUCAUUUUGUUGAUGCCCUAUUCCUUUGUUGGAAAGUAAAGUGAAUUGUGGGCUUUGGCUCUUUCUCUAAUAGUCACUUUCAGGAGUGGCAAGGGAACAAAUGGAGAGUACAUUGAUGACGUAAACAUUUUUCAGCCUCUCCACUCGUACUUACCCUAAAAUAAAAGUUUAUUUAAGCCCAUUUUUCUGGCCAUAGGUAUUUUGUAAAGUUCUAUUGCAAGUCAGUGAAUCAUCCCCUCUGUAAAAUACUUGUUUGUCACUGAAAUAUUUUGGGGGAAAAGAUGAACUUAUUCCUGUAAUUUUCUGACCCAAUGAUCACCAGGCUAGUGAUGAUGGGGCUGAGCAGCUGCUAACCUAAUGAAAUGCUCAACAUUAACAUCAGUUGCGCUUUUAAUGGAUGUAAGGACCUAUUUAGACCGCAUUACCAAAGUGAAUACCUGGUCAGCUAUCUGUUAGAAUCCGUAUUGCAGGUACUGUGUAAUUCUUAGUAGGGCUGUAGCAGAUUGGCAAGAAUUGACCUGCAUAUUUGGAUUUAACCCGGUCCCUAUUCAAAAUGCAUUUUUUUUAAAAAGGAAAGCCACACAAAAGCCUUUUAUUUUCUGUUGAUUCUGACCUAGCUUUGCUAAAGGCAGGGUUUAUGAGUAGUUGGCAAAUCUCGAGAAACUUUCUCCAACAAUUGAUCUUUAAAAGAGCGGAGGCUGUGAAUACAGGUUGUCAUGGAGAGCAGUUGAGAAUUGGCCCUGAGGGGAUAGGCCAUCUUCAAAGCCUCCAUCUUCAACAGUAACCAGAUCCUGUGAAAUGGUGUAAACUUGUAUAUCCCUUUCCCCAGCUGCUGGUGCUGCUAAUGGCUGUCAGCCAAAAUGGACUGAGCCAGCAUUCUGCAUCAUUCUGAUGUGCUGCACCAGUUCUGAUGAACACAGAUGAGGGAGAAUGACAUUGGAAGAAUAAUGAGAUAAAUAUGUAUGACAGCAAGGAUGGAACUUUGGUUGAAUAUGUUCUGACCAGGUGAGGAGGGCUGACACCACUAUCUUUUCAACUUCAUGAGUUGGUUGUAAUAAACAUUUAAUUUCUUUUUAACACGUA